CUUGACCUUGACCUUCUUUGUUUUGGUUUGGACGAUGAUGAAAAUCCUGUGAAAUAUGGAAAAAGGAAACAACACAAUGGCAUCGUAGUAAGAAACAGAUCAGUGUUUCUCUUUUGCGAAAAAAUUUGCUUCGCAAGGGAGUAUUUAUACUUUGACAUGAGAUAAAAGGAGCAAGCGGAUUUCAGUACGGUCAUAGGGUGAGCAGUUCAGUACAAGAUGAGUGAGUUCACCACCAGCUACCAGCCUCUCCCGGCCUCUGGGUAUGAGGAAGACGAAGUGGACACCCCUCACAUGGAGACUGAUGUCUUAAUUCAUGUUGUCCCAGAGGAGAGCAGCAAAUCACGCUGGAAUCAUAUCGAGAAUCUGGAUGAGUUUUUUGCCAGGGUUUAUCAAUAUCAUCAGAGGAAUGGAUUUUUCUGCAUGGUGCUUGAAGAUGUGCUUCAGCUGUUGCAAUUUGUAUUCGUGAUACUUUUCUCAUCAUACCUGAUAGAGUGCGUCAAGUAUGACGUGGUGUUUGAUGAGAUAUAUCGUAACAAUACACACGGUCACCACAAGGUCACCAUAGCAGAGUCUGUUAUACCAUUAGACCAGUGUGUUAGUAGUGUUCGGCCAUUUGUAGCCAUAUGUCUCCUGGUGGCGGCAGUGUUUUGGGUCCUGAGGCUUAUCAAGGUGGUCUACAACGUGCUCAAGUAUUGGGAGAUAAGAGCCUUCUACCUGACUGCUCUCAAAAUUUCAGCAGAUGAGUUGCCUAAUCUGACCUGGCACGAGGUACAGAAGAGGGUGGUAGAAGUCCAGCAAGAACAACAGAUGUGUAUACACAAGAAGGAGCUGACAGAACUAGAUAUUUAUAACAGAAUCCUACGUUUCAAGAAUUACCAAGUGGCAAUGGUGAACAAAUCUCUUUUACCCUUGAAAUAUAGGAUUCCUUUUGUGGGAGAUUAUGUUUUCCUCUCUACUGGUCUUAAGUACAAUUUGGAGAUGAUACUAUUCUGGGGCCCAUGGGCUCCAUUUGAGAACUAUUGGCAUUUAAAACAGGACUUCAAAAAUUACCAUAAAAGGAAAGAACUAGCUGACUAUCUUUCAAGGAGGCUAAUAAUCUUCAGUAUACUCAAUGCUUUGUUGUCUCCACUGAUUUUUGUAUGGCAGAUUCUCACAUAUUUUUAUACAUAUGCAGAGAUCAUUAAGAGACAGCCUGGCAGUCUCGGAGCAAGGAGAUGGUCCCUGUAUGGGCGUCUGUACCUGAGGCAUUUCAAUGAGCUAGAUCAUGAGUUUGAGGCCCGUUUGAAUCGAGGCUACAAACCAGCCGAGGAAUACAUGAAUAUCUUUACUUCCCCUGUAUUAGUUAUUCUUGCCAAGAAUGUGGUGUUCUUUGCUGGUGCUGUGCUGGCCGUGCUGAUCAUCCUGACCCUGAUAGAUGAGGACACACUACAAGUAGAGAAUAUUCUGAGGAUGAUGACUAUACUGGGAGCUGUGGUGGCUGUGUGUAGGGCUGUUAUACCUGCUGAGCAUAUGGUGUUCUGUCCAGAGUUUCUGAUGACCCACAUCUUGAAGGAGGUCCAUUAUAUCCCUGACUCCUGGAAAGGCAAUGCUCACACUCACAAAGUCAGACAGGAGUUUGCACAGCUGUUCCAGUACAAGGCUCUUUAUCUCCUGGAGGAGUUGAUCAGCCCACUGGUGACCCCCCUGAUCCUCUGCUUCUCCAUACGCCACAAGGCUUACGAUAUUGUCGACUUCUACAGGAACUUCACUGUAGAGGUCACUGGUGUUGGUGACGUCUGCUCAUUUGCUCAGAUGGACAUAAGAAAACAUGGCAAUCCCCAGUGGGUAAAAGAAGAACAGACCCAGGCAGACCUGUACCACCAGGCUGAGGAUGGGAAGGCGGAGCUGUCACUCAUGCAUUUUGCUCUCACUAAUCCAGAAUGGAAACCCCCAGAGAACUGCAGCGUAUUUCUGAACGACAUCAAGGAUCAGGCCGUCAAUGAUGCCAACGCAGCAGUAGUGGCCCCUGGGGAUAACGCCCUGUUUACUUCUCUACACACCUUCUCUGCCCUGAGUCCAGGCGUGUACAACAGCAUCAACAUCUCUAGUGUAGUCCCAGGACCAUCCGGGAUGGCAUCGGCUCAUCAUAGCAUGCGCCCCCUGGGGACCGUUCCUGGCCCUAUGAGUCCCCCUGGUGGCAGUCACCUGAGGGGGGCUGGUGUGGCACAUGCUGAGGGCCCACUACAGGGGAGUGGGAAGGGAAUCCUGGCCAGUCUCCACAGCUCUGGAGCUCUGUCUGGCAGUGCCACUGGGCUGGGUUCUGGUCCUACCAGUCUGGACACCGGUCACUUCCUGUCCAGUGAAGUCUCUCAAGAGCUGAGCUCUGCUGAAAUGAGUUUCAGCGCCCUCUAUAUACAUGAGCUCCACAGGCGCCGCAGACAGGGGCAACACAGAUUAGAGUAUCUGGACUUUGACGGUCGCCCCCAUGUAGAGCUUCAGGAACUGGGCACGAGGUUGACCUUUGACCUUGACCCAAUGCCAGGUCACGGAGGGGUCAGAGGUCAUAUGUCAAAUAUAGUCGAGAGCCCCCAGGAGGAGAAAAGCGAGGAGGAGAUGAGCAACGAAGAUGCUAUCACUUUUGUUUCAUUCGAUGAGAGAGUCACCAAGUCCACGUGAUGCAUGUCUUCAUGAAUUUUAACGAGGCGACUUGAAUAUUUUUGAAAAAGUCACUUGUAGAAUGCUUUGAUCCUAGGUGUACUUUUCUGAGGAGCGGGUUUUCUGAUAAAUCAUGUAAUGUAUCCUUCAGAUAGAAAAAAGUUUUAAAAGUGGGUGAUAUGAGUAUUAAUGUAGGAUGAAUUGAGAAAUCUGUUCUUUAACAGCCAUACUAUCAAGUCAUUAAAUUUGAAGUGCCACACAAGUGUAAUACCAAGUUAGUACAUAAGUUUGUUAAAUUAGCAUUUUGCAUAGUUAUAACAAUUGUGACUGUCACAGUAAUUCUGCAGUUUGUAUAAUUUUAGUUUGGGGAUAGCUUGCCAUAGUGUGAUGUGUAUUUUGUAAAGGAUUUUUUUUUCUUUUUCGGUGCUGACACUCGUAUGUAUGUUGAUAGUGGACUAAAUUGGUGAGGGAUAGAGGGAUGAUGUGAACAUCCUCUCUUUGUGGUGCAUGCAGCUUGUAGUGCCUCUUGUUUGAGAGGCAGCUGUUAGUAGAGUUACUGUAACAGCACUUACUGAAGGGAUUGGAGGGGGGGAGUGAAAACCACACACACACACACACACACACACACACACACACACACACACUGAAAUAGAUGUGAAAGAAGCAAAGAAACAUAUAGAACUGGAGGUGACAUGUGUAAUGACUCAGUGGCGCCAUUUUUUGAUUUGGUCAAGAGUCAUGCCUGUCAUACCCUGUGUUUAUCACUUAGUUUGGAUCUCUCUGCAAGUUUUUUUGAAGUCUUUUAAAACCUUCGCAGUAAAAAAAGGAGGGUUCCUUCUCUAUUUUAGCUCUUAUAACCAAAUCAUGACAUUUGUAUUUUCAGUAUGUGUUUUGUUCUCUUUUGUCCUAGAAAUAUAUUCAGAUCAAGAAUUGUUUUGAUUUGUGGAAACUACAUAUAUGGCUUAACCCAAAAUUAAGUAGAACCCUUAAUAAUUUUUUCUUCAUAGUUGCCCUUUAAAGUCUUGGACUAACCUUCCUGUCCUAUCCCUGCAUUUUUUUCUGUAAGUUAACAUAUUUAUCAUGCAAUUUUUGCUUGUUCGUGUUCUGCAUCUAUCCAUUUGAAGUAUUAUAAUUACAAACACAAUAUACUUUUAGCUGUCCUUUGCCCAAUCUCAUUAACACCUUAUUGCAUACUUUUGAGGCAAUGCUUUAUCCAGUUAAGUAUUUUAGCCAAAAGAAAAAAAAAAACACUUCCUUUCACCAGUCCCAGUUUCCAGUCAUUAUAAGACUUCUCCUUUUACACAUUAUUAUUCUUAAAUUGAAACAUAUCACCUAGAUUUAAGAGAAGAGCAGGUUGUAUUCGGGGUGUGGUGUUUUAACAUAAUGCGUGUAUAUAAACUGAAAGUAUAUUUGUAUAGCUGGUCUAUAUGGUUAGAAUAUUGGCGCUGCUGGUAAUUAAGAUUAAGUCAUAAUGUUACAUAUUAUACCAAAUUUAAUUUAUACUUGGUAGUGAUACGUUAUCUUAAGACCUCAGGUAUAUUGCUUUGUUUGUGAUAUGUAUCAAAUGUUCACUUAGUUUGUUUUAAUAAUAAUGAUUAUUGAGGUUUAAUCAUAUUUAUAAACUGUAAAUAUAUAUUAGUGUAGUAUUCGCGGCCUGAACUUUUUUUCCAGCCCACACCCGAUUAUGAAAAUGCAUUCGUAUUGUUUGAAAGCAUCGUGUAUUUAUAUUUGUUUAAAAACAACCGCUUAAGUUUUCGGGUUUACUUUGAAAUUCCUGUUGUCACGAUGAAUGGAUGCAUACACGUGUAAGACAAAUAUUUACUAGUGCACAGAAAAAAAAAGUGCUGCCGAGAAUUUAGUUCAUGAAUAGUUAGAUUUGGAACCGCUUUCAAGAAGCAUUGUUGUCAUGACAACAUAGGCUAUCGAGUACAUUGUAAAAAUGCAUGUUGUUCAUGUAAUUGGUUUUAAUAAAAUAAAUCAAUAUAUAGUGAUAAAGCAAUUACAAACAA
Lingula anatina is the source of this 4643-nucleotide messenger RNA. RefSeq names its product autophagy-related protein 9A. Gene Ontology annotation, cellular component: phagophore assembly site; autophagosome. The record is from RefSeq and is a predicted model, not a curated record. Gene Ontology annotation, biological process: reticulophagy; protein localization to phagophore assembly site; piecemeal microautophagy of the nucleus. NCBI's taxonomy places the organism in Eukaryota, Metazoa, Brachiopoda, Lingulata, Lingulida, Lingulidae.